Trifolium pratense (red clover) is the source of this 1931-nucleotide messenger RNA. Its product is annotated as CDP-diacylglycerol--glycerol-3-phosphate 3-phosphatidyltransferase 1, chloroplastic-like. Bases 920 to 1585 code for a protein of 221 amino acids. Lineage: Eukaryota; Viridiplantae; Streptophyta; Magnoliopsida; Fabales; Fabaceae. The record is from RefSeq and is a predicted model, not a curated record. Gene Ontology annotation, cellular component: chloroplast envelope; membrane. Gene Ontology annotation, biological process: glycerophospholipid biosynthetic process. Gene Ontology annotation, molecular function: CDP-diacylglycerol-glycerol-3-phosphate 3-phosphatidyltransferase activity. The transcript is spliced from 9 exons.
AAAAAAAAAAAACGACGAAAUAUUGGCUUCCCCGAGUUUGCGGAAAUCGUCCCUGACCUGAUAGAUGUCGGCAAACACUUAAAAUUGCUUUAUUUUCUGUGGCUUUUUAAAUUUGUUUAUAAGAAACUUCCUUUCUCCAAUAACACAAAAUACAAUACAUUUUGAGGAACCCUAAUCCUCUUUCGUGCGAUUGCCUCUGUGACGCACUUCCCGUCCGGCCAAGUUCACUUACAUCGUCUCUCGCUAGCCGCCGCCACGCCCUUCACCUUCGCACAUACAGAAAACAAUAACAAUCGUGGGAUCACGGUUACACCAUUGGAUUCCGGUAGUUUUUUUUUUUUUUUUUUUAACAUUGUGUAACUGGUAAAUAGAUUUUAGGGUCGAACCGGCCGAAUCAAAUCUCAAGAGUAGGGAUUCUAAUGAUCUACAAUAGAAUCCGGUACAAUUAUGCAAGCAUAAUAUUGAAUGAGAGAGUUUGAGAUAAGAAGAUAAUUUGUUGAAUAUUGAUUGAUUCUUAAAUGAGAUACAACACCAUAAAGGCUAAAAAGGUGGUGGUGGGAUAGAGAGGCUGCUUGAAGAGUCUCCAUCUAUAUCCGGCAAGAGGGAGAAGCUGAGCAGGAGUGUCAAAGUUCUUAGAGAAAGUAAGGACACAUUUGCUAGAAUUAUGGACAGGAUUUGAAUCUAUGAUUAGAACAAGUUUUGCUCAAGGUUUUUGAUGAUAGUUGAAUUGAAAGAAAUUCCUUAUAGAGUGAAGGAGAUUAAAAAAAAGAGAGAGAAAGAAAAAGGAAGUGCUUUUGGGCCCAACCCAUACCACCUGCUUGUGUGUCUGUAUUUUGUGAUUAUAGGUGAGAAAUCGGGAGGGAUUGGUUGGAUAGUGGGUGUGCACCACCGCACAUAAUAAAUUAUUAUUAUUAUUACAAUGGGUUCAGAGAUCAAUGUCCGUGACUUGUCCAUCUCGAAGAAUGAUCGCGCUUCAAUGCCUUCCCAUUCCAGACUACUUACUUUGCCCACCAUUUUGACUCUUGGCCGUGUCGCAUCUAUUCCUCUUCUUGUUGCCACCUUCUACAUGGAUGGUUGGCAAGGAACAGCUGUUACCACAAGUAUUUUCACUGCUGCAGCAGUUACAGAUUGGCUUGAUGGCUAUAUUGCUCGCAAGAUGAAACUAAAAUCUUCAUUUGGUGCUUUUUUAGAUCCAGUAGCUGACAAGCUUAUGGUUGCUGCCACGUUGAUCUUAUUAUGUACUAGACCUUUGAAAGUUCCUUCAUUGGCACAAGUGCCGUGGCUCUUGAUUGUACCUUCAAUCACCAUAAUUGGUAGAGAGAUAACCAUGUCAGCUCUCAGAGAAUGGGCUGCUUCCCAGGGUAGUAAAGUUUUAGAGGCUGUUGCGGUUAAUAAUUUGGGGAAAUGGAAAACAGCAACACAGAUGACAGCAUUAACUGUUCUCCUUGCUACCCGUGACUGCAGUCAUGGAGGACCUGCCAUUUUGGUAGGCUCUGGUGUUUUAUUGCUUUAUAUUGCGGCAGGGCUUGCCAUAUGGUCGUUUGUAGUAUAUAUGAGGAAAAUAUGGAAGGCGUUACUGAGGUAACAUGGUCAAUGGAUCUCUGGCUUCACAUAUAUUCACUUUUUUUUAUGGGUUUGGUUCUUAUGAAUCAUGACCAUUAUUAUUUCUUGCAAAAAAUAGUUUAGUCGGUGAUACCAUGGAAGGGAGAUGCAGUUCUCAAUUUUCAUGACAUAUAUUUGUAAUAUUUACUGUCUGCAUUGUCUAACUCCGCAAUGCACUAUUCGUCCCAUUUAUGAAAAAUGUAUGCACAAUUGUUUCCUUAGUUACUCAAGGUAAAGGAAAGGAAAAAGCAAAAAAUGGCAGGAAGAUUAAAUUGGAAGAAAACAAUUGAAUUCUCAUUAUGGAUCUUUUGAACGUUUGCCAGCUGAAA